UACCAACAUGUUAUCGCGAUCGAUAGAAAACUUUGUUUGCAACUCUGCAUACCGACCUUGCAUACACUGAUAGCAAACAGCUGUUUCUAAAAGGCGCAUUCGGUUCUUGUAAAUUUCAUUUUUCUGUUGAUGUAGUCCGGUUACCUGAUUUUGAUGUACUAAUUUGCAUUUAAUAAAAAAUGAGUUCAAAUACCAUAAAAACUAAGGAAUCGAAAGGAAAGCGAAAAGCUUUGCCUAAAUUAAAAACGAUUUUAGCAAACCCAAACAAGGAGAAAUGCCCGUCACUUAAAGAAGAUGAAUUGGAGCAUUUUGGUAAAUUAUUAUUAAACGCCAUUUCCAAAAGCGGCACAAAACCCAUGCAAUUUGCGACGACAGCUCAUAUACAUUUAGGAUUAGAAAGCAGCUUACGCGCUAUCAAUAACUUAAAAUGUUCAUGUGUUCUACUCUCGCGAAGUAUUCAACCUCGUUUCUUGGUAAGAUUAAUUGCGAGAAACGUGGAGGCUAAAAAUCAGGCUGUACCGGUGUUUGUUCAAUCUCAAUUAGAAGAUUUUACGAAAACUGUAUUUGGUGUAGGAGCACUUGCUUUGGUAUUACCCACAGUGACAGCAAUGCGCGAUGCAAAUAUGGAUACUAAUCUCAUAAAAUGGGCUGAGUCACAAGCGAAGCCAGUAAAGCCAAUGAAGGUCAAAUUUGUACCCAAAUUAAUGAAGAAAAAACGUAAAAAUUUCAUUUUCGGCGAUCCAGAGGAGAAAACAACUAAAUUACAAAAGUCCGAUAGUGAAGUUGUUGACAACAAUUGGGGAGAAUUCAUAUCCUUUAGUGAUGUUAUGGAGAUCGAAAAGGCAGAUUCUGUGGAAGAUGAGCAGCAUUUGAAUUCAGCUUUAUGUAAAGUUGUGGAGGGUGUUAAUAAAGAACGUGUUACUUUUCAAGAUGAGAAUGUGAAAAGUGCGAAAAGCAUACCACAAGUGGACGUCAAAUAUUCCUCAACGCCCUCCAGCGAUUCUGACGAUUUUUUGCCGGAAAUUUAUCAGCCACUUACUGUUCACAAAAUACAACCAAAUCCUAAUAAGAAACCAAAAAAGAAACGACAAAAAAAUAAUAAACUUAAGAAAAAUUAAAAUAAUUCUUCAUUU
This is a messenger RNA of Ceratitis capitata (Mediterranean fruit fly), 1133 nucleotides long. RefSeq lists its product as uncharacterized. The transcript has 2 exons. NCBI's taxonomy places the organism in Eukaryota, Metazoa, Arthropoda, Insecta, Diptera, Tephritidae. The coding region runs from base 180 to 1118 and encodes 312 amino acids. The record is from RefSeq and is a predicted model, not a curated record.